Molecule: messenger RNA, 816 nt
Organism: Diaporthe amygdali
Lineage: Eukaryota; Fungi; Ascomycota; Sordariomycetes; Diaporthales; Diaporthaceae
Product: 3 exoribonuclease family protein
Exons: 4
Coding region: 1-816 (271 amino acids)
Source: RefSeq, a predicted model, not a curated record
AUGCCACCCAAAGCAACAAAGAGGAAGGCCAAUGCUGUAGGUUUGCUCGACAAUGAUCCUUGGGGAUCUCCCGAGGACCGACCGAGAAAGAAGACACGAGUGUCAACCACCCAUGUCGAUAACCUCGGCGACAGACAUUCCUCUCAGACAACGGAGCAGCUCUCGGGCUGGGUUGCUUGGCAGAACAGGUUCAACGAGAAGGAGAGGACUGAAAAGCGCCAAUUUGCGGACGAGUUCACGAAGAAGCUCCAAUCGAAGCAGGCUGAGAUCCAAAAUCUAAUCACUUCAUGCAACAACGAAUUGGCCGCAGCGGGAGAGAAAUACAGCAAGCUGGUCAAGGAAGCCUACGGCGACAACAGACCCAAUUCCAAAACCAAACCCCAGCCACAGACAUUCGCUUCCCGUGAAGGAAAUCCCCUGUUCAAGGCUGGUCAGGAAAUUUUCCAAAGCUGCCACGAGCUCAUCACCGUCCAUAAUCGGGCCAACUCCAAGGCCUCGCAAGACAACACCGAGCUUGGCCUGCCACGCGAGCUGUGGAAGAAGGACAUUGCCAGCGUGCAGCAACUCUUGCUUUAUGGCCGGCAGCAUGGGGAGAACAUUAUGGACUGUAUCAUUGUCUCGUCCAGCAGCAACGACGAGAAGAGUCGCCUGUUGACGCCGGACAAGCAGGGAUUGAGCGAGACGGGCAAGAUGGCGGUCGACAUGUACCGCAAGAGCACCGAGGCCAUUAAUGAGAGCGGAUCGACAUGGGGCGAGUUGGCCAAGAGCCAGGCCGGCGCCUUUGGAAAGAUUGUGGACGAUCUGGCUGAUGUUUGA